Molecule: messenger RNA, 2132 nt
Organism: Stegastes partitus (bicolor damselfish)
Lineage: Eukaryota; Metazoa; Chordata; Actinopteri; Pomacentridae
Product: fasciculation and elongation protein zeta-2-like
Exons: 9
Coding region: 1-1203 (400 amino acids)
Cellular component (GO): axon; cytoplasm
Source: RefSeq, a predicted model, not a curated record
AUGGCCGCACCUAUCGCACAUUUCGACGAGGAUUGGCCGAACCUGGGUGCAGUGAACAUGGUUUCAGAGGACCGGCUGCAGCUGCCGCAGAAAGGCCGCUCCGCCGCCGCCGCCGCCGCCGCGGGGGAAGCUCCGCCGCAGCUCCUCCUGGAUGAUGAUGAUCUUCCGGAGCUGCACGACGGCAGCUUCUCCCCGGGGGACAGCGGCGGGUUCAGGUCUAUGGAGGACCUGGUGAACGAUUUUGACGAGAAGUUGUCCGUGUGCUUCCGAAAUUUCGACGCCGAGACGGACAGCAUCGCUCCAGUGAGCGCGAUCAGCGAGGACGCGCUGCUGGAGAAAGACGAAAUCUGGAACGCUUUAACCAGCAACUAUGGCCGCGUGAUGCCGGUGGACUGGAAACAGUCGCGAACAUGCUCCCUCCACCUCCCCAACCUGGAGGAGAAACCCAGGAAGGCAGAUGUCGCGGCGGAGCAGUCGGACGAUGAGGAGCUGAGGGAGCAGCUGGACAUGCACUCCAUCAUCGUCUCCUGCCUCGCCGAGGAGCCUCUGUUCACGGCCGAACAGGUUAUCGAGGAGAUCGAGGAAAUGAUGCAGGACUCUCCAGACAUGGAGGCAGCGCACAAUCCGUCGCAGUCAGACCUGUCGAUGCUCUCUCUGGACGUCCAGCGGUCCAGUGGCAACCCCGACUACGAGGAGAGGGUGAGGAGCAUGAACGUCGCGGAGCUGAACGAGCGUCUGGAGGAGACGGAGGCGAACAUCAGGAGGUUUUCGGAGGAGCUGGUGCAGCAGCUGGCACUCAGGGACGAGCUGGACUUUGAGAAAGAGGUGAAGAACAGUUUCAUCUCGGCGCUCAUCGACGUUCAAAACCGGCAGAAGGAGCACCGGGAGUCGCUGAAGAAGAAGAAGAAGCUGAAAGGUGGAGCCGGGACAUCGCAGAGCCUCGCAGAGAAAACACUCGGAUCACGUUUCAGUGUGGAGGGACUCUCCUCUGUUAUUCAAAACAGCUUCCGGCAAACCUUUGGGAGCGGGUGCAGUGAAAGACAGUAUUUGACCACAGUCAUCCCUUAUGAGAAAAAGGGACAUCCUCCUUCGAUUGAAGACCUCCAGAUCCUGACCAAAAUUCUACAAGCGAUGAGGGACGACAGCGACAAGGUGCCCAGUCUCUUAACAGACUAUAUUCUCAAAGUGCUUUGCCCGACGUAGGCCAGAGGGACGGUGCCCGACGGUCUGCAGAACGUUUACCACGGUGACCACAUGAGGAGGACUCAUUGUAUUUUUUCGCAAACACAAAGCACACUUAAUUUAUUCCUGCAUGUUUUUACCUCUGUGUUUUUGUGUGUGUGUGUGUGUUUUCUGAUUUCCAUUCAGUUGUAUUUAUUUUGAAUUGUGAUUUUGCAAACCCUUGUGUAGACGACUCCUGUGAAUUUUGACUAUUAUUUUUGUGCGUUUUUAAUUUUGUUACUGUGAAAAUGUAUUCCAAACCUGAGAAAUGAUACGAGGCGGUUAUAGAGCAGAGCUGAAGAGCUUUGCAUUUAUCAUAAGUGCUCAGCGCAGAAUGACAGAAGUUGCAGUAUUAGAGGCGACGAAUCAAAUCCUGUGAACAGAAGAGUACUUUAAGAUUUUAAAAGAAGUGUUACAGCAGUUAAUUUCAGUAAAAACAAAUACAUCAGUUAGUUACCUUAAACCAGCGUUCACAAACACGAUGCAAAACUUCAUCCACAGCUUUCCUUGUAGCUGCAGACACAGUGUACCACCAGCUCUCAUCUCAGCGCUACACCCAACACACCAUCAUUAUUAUUUAAUGGAAGAUAACGACUCGACGUCUGAGGUGAUGCACUCUGGGCUCGUAUGAACUAAUUAACUAACUAUGCAUUUGAAUUGCGACCCAUGCACUGUCUGUACUUUCUGACUGGAGCUCUGAAUCAGAGCCUCGUCGUGCCUACGGGGCAGCGAACACCACGAUGGGCAUUGUUACUCUCUGUGUGACUUUAACAAGCUGCCUUUGCCUUUGCCUGAACUUUUGUACAUUAUGAAAGACUUAUUUUCAAUGAAUGUCAAACGACUCGGAGAACAUGCUUCACUGUGUAUUUAUUUUGUAAAUAUUGUAUUUCAAAUACAUUGAUAAAACCUCA